Solanum verrucosum is the source of this 1164-nucleotide messenger RNA. RefSeq names its product cyclin-H1-1-like. NCBI's taxonomy places the organism in Eukaryota, Viridiplantae, Streptophyta, Magnoliopsida, Solanales, Solanaceae. Bases 132 to 1118 code for a protein of 328 amino acids. Gene Ontology annotation, biological process: regulation of transcription by RNA polymerase II; regulation of cyclin-dependent protein serine/threonine kinase activity. The transcript has 13 exons. Gene Ontology annotation, cellular component: nucleus; transcription factor TFIIK complex. Gene Ontology annotation, molecular function: cyclin-dependent protein serine/threonine kinase regulator activity. The record is from RefSeq and is a predicted model, not a curated record.
UUAAUUGGUUACUUAAUUUUAGAAUUAUAGUUAUUUUGACACCGCUACCAUUUUAUACUUUAGUUUUAAGGUCUUUCAGAAAUGAAAUGCGAGUUUAUUGGAAAGAGAAUUAGAAACGGCAGAGAGAAGAUAUGGCGGAUUUCAUGACAUCAACUCAUAAAACCAAGUGGCUUUAUACUCCCCAAGAUAUUAAACAUAAGUAUAAAGUUGCUAAUCAAAGGGCGAAACAAGCACUAGAGAUGUUUGGAACAACUCGAAUGGAAGUUGAUAUUGAUGGGACUUUCUCGUAUGCUGAAAGUCAAAAUGACGCAAAAGAUAAUGCUGAAAAGCAUCCUAAACCACUCAAAGUUGAAGAAGAACAACUUCUAAGGGCUUUCUACGAAUUCAAAAUUCAAGACGUCUGUGAUGCCUUUAAGUUCCCGCGUAAGAUUCAGGCAACGGCUCUCAUUUAUUUUAAGAGGUUUUAUCUGCUAUGGUCCGUGAUGGAACAUCACCCCAAAGAGAUUAUGUUAACGUGCAUAUAUGCAGCUUGCAAGGCAGAGGAAAAUCAUGUAUCAGCUGAGGAGCUUGGUAAGGGGAUUGGACAGGAUCAUCAUGUAAUCCUCAAUAAUGAGAUGCUGGUUUUUCAGAGUCUAGGAUUUGAUCUGAUUGCUUAUGCUCCAUAUCGUGCACUUGAAGGUUUUAUCAGUGAUUUAGAGGAGUUCUGUGGAGCUCAAGAUGACGACCAGCUUGUGGCACUGAAGGGUGCACUUGAUACUGCUAGGAUUGAAGCAGAUAAGAUUAUGCGUAGUGAUGGGCCACUUCUAUUCCCACCUGGGCAGUUGGCAUUGGCAGCUCUGCAUAGAGCUAAUGCAGUGCAUGGCAUAUUCGAUUUUGAGAGGUACCUGAGAAGUGUCCUAUCACAUCAUGAUCAGCCAGGUCAUGCAAUUUCAGAACUUACUGGUUCUAUAAACGCCAUUGAUUCUUUGAUUGGUAAACUUUUGACUCCGACUUCCAAAGAUGUGAAGCACAUUGAUCGGAAACUCAAAUCAUGUCUUGAUCCGGGUUCACAUGACAAGAGUAAAAAAAGGAAGCAUAGAUCCAAAGAUAUCUCAAAUGAGGUUACAGACAUCUCUUAAGCUGCUCUUAACUAAAGUUUGUAGCUUCAAGCAUAUGUUAUUUGGC